This is a messenger RNA of Fusarium sp. VM40, 2727 nucleotides long. The record is from the annotation of a GenBank genome assembly. NCBI's taxonomy places the organism in Eukaryota, Fungi, Ascomycota, Sordariomycetes, Hypocreales, Nectriaceae.
AUGUUUAUGCGCAACGUUUUGAUCGCGGCUGUCAGCCUGCAAGCCCUUGUUGAGGGUGUGAUUGCCCACGAUAAGCCAGAGAAGGUCACACUCACUAAGUUUGUUACCAAACACAAGGCCAAGCCUACCGCCGCUGCCGCGGGUGACAACCCUUAUGAGCUGCCUCCUAACCAGCCCGACGAGCCUGAGGUGACCGUUAUUCCUACAUCGUUCAUCACCGACGGAACUACCAUCUUCGUUGACGAGACCGUCACUAUUCCUUGCUCCAGGUGCACAGCUAGCACAGCUGGCGAUGCUGAUGCUGAGGUCACCUCUGAGGUCAUCACCACUGUCAUUUCCAGCGAGGAUGGCAACGUUUCGGACCAGACUGCUGAGGUGACCGUUAUUCCUACCUCUUACGUUACCGACGGAACUACCAUCUUUGUUGACGAGACCGUCACAAUCCCUUGCUCUAAGUGUGCUGCUACUAAGACUGGUGGCGAGGCCGAUGCUGAGACUACUUCUGAGGGCGUCUUUGUGACCUCUCCUCCUUCUGAGGAGACUACUGGCGGUGAUUCUGAUGCCGAGGGCACCUCUGCUCCUGCUGAGGUCACAACUGCUGACGACUCUGAGCCUGAGGUGACUGUCAUCCCUACCUCUUACAUCACCGAUGGAACCACCAUCUUUGUUGAUGAGACCGUUACGAUUCCUUGCUCCAAGUGUGCUGCCACCAAGACUGGUGGUGACUCUGACGCUGCCGGCACCUCUGAGGCUGUCACUGAGGCCGAGACUCUCUCUACUGCCGACGCCACUGACUCCGGCUUCAUUACUGAACAGACUGCCGAUAUCACCACUGUCGUCCCUACCUCUUUCAUCACCAAGGGUACUACCCGCUUUGUUGAUGUGACCAUCACCAUUCCCUGCACCAAGUGCGCUGGUGGUAAGAACACCAACACUGCUGCCACUGAUGAUGCUGAGGAGACCACCGCUGCUUUCGAGACCACUGGCGCUACCCAGAAGGGUGCUGAGACCUCCGCUCCCGCUGAUGAGACCACCGAUGUUGAGGAGGCUACCCAGCCCGCCAACUCCGCUACUGAUGAGGUUGAUGCCAGCACUGAGGCCGCGACCCCCAUCCCUACCAUCAUUCUCACCACCGGUAACAGCCAGAACACUUUCACUUCUCAGCCCGGUCCUUUCGCCAACACUACUGUUGCCGCUGGUGCUGAGACCACUGGUGCCGACCAGCUCCCCAGUGCCGUCACCUCCGAGGCCGCCACCAGCAGCGCUGUCAUCAGCAAGGUCAACAAGCCGGUCAUCGUUGUCAUUCGUGAGGUCACCAUCUUCCAUCGCACUGUUGUUAUCGGUGCUGCCUGCCCCCCUGUCAAGCGUGGCAACAAGGGUGACUUCGUUGUCGGUACCGGCUCCGAGGAGCAGACCUUCCCUGAGGUUGGCGAGGCUCUUGACGAUGCUUGCUCCAAGCAGUUCAAGGGUUGCUCCAAGAACGCUGGCAAGAACUUCGAGGUUAGCGAUUGCCAGAAGCAGCUCGAGAUCUGCCGCAGUGAUGCUUCCUCCACCGCCAAGGCCCCUACUGGCGACAUGAAGGAGUCCACUGAGACCGCUUCCAUUGUCCUUCCUUCCGAUGCCAAUGUUACCGGCAAGGACAACAAGGGUGCCCUCGGUGGUCACGUUGUCAUCUCCACUCGAACUCUGACUGUCUCCGAGUCUUGUGUCAUCUCUGGUGGUACUCCCGUCAUCACCAACCCUGCCUCCACUGAUGCUGCCGAGACCACUGCUCCCGCUGAUGCUGAGACUACCGCUGAGGCCGAGGCUACCUCUGAUGCUGAGGCCGCUGCCUCUACCGCUCUUGGCGCCGAGACUUCCGAGGCCGUAACUGUUGUUACUGGAACCAAGACUGGCGUCGUUGUCGUCACCAUGACCAACUCUGAUGGCGAGGUUAGCACAACUGUCAUGACUCUUACCAACGGUGUUCCCACCGGUACUGGCACUGUUAUCGUCCCUGGUAACACUGAGGUCGAGUCUUCUGCUGAGGCUGUCCCUACCUCCGAGGCCCCCGUUGAGACCAUCCCCGUUGCUGAGACCACCGCCGUUGGUGAGGGCUCCAGCGCUCUUGGUGUCGGUACUACUGAUGCCGAGACUAUUGUCACUGAAACCAAGACUGGCGUCGUUGUCAUCACCAUGACCAAGUCUGACGGUGAGAUCAGCGUUACCUCCAUGACCCUCAGCAACGCUCUUCCCACUGGAACCGGAACUGGCGUUGUCGUUGUCCCUGGCAGCGGCGAUGAGGCCACCGCUGAGGUUCCCGUUAUCACCUCUGUUAUCGUCCCCAGUGGCGCUGACCAGACCAGCGUUGAGGCACCUGCCGAGACCACUGAGACCGCCAUUGGCCAGGAGACCACCGUGGUUGACAAGACUGUCACUAAGACCAUCACCAACCAGGUUACUUCCUACGUCACCGUCGGUGUCAACACUGCCACCGUCGGAGUUGAGACCAUCACCAAGACCCUGACCAACGAGGUCACCGAGACUGUCACCUUGUCUUGUGGUGGUGGCCAGAACGCCAACGUUGUCACCUCAGUUGUCACCAUGUGCCCUGCUCCUACCACCAUGGCUACCACCCAGAGCCGCGAGCCUGAGACCGUCUAUGUGACCGCCACUGUCGAGGCUCUCCGCAUGCACAGCUCCGUGCCUGCCCCUGAGCGCUUCCGCCGCAUGUUGGGCUUCUGGUAA